AUGUCUAGUGACCUGUCGGUGCGUUCUACUGCACCUCUAAAUAAACCCAUCGCCAAUCAAGAUCCGACUUUUCCGCCAAAAAUGGAGGACCGAGGCCAAUCUUGCCACCGUCAGCCUACUCUAGAGAAAUCCAAACCUCCGACACUAUCAGACUUGGAACUUCGGGCCACUCCGAACUGUGCAGAAAAGGAAUACCUUCUACCAGAGAACAAUGAACCUGUCUUUCACAAUUUUCUAAGGGCAUUCUACCCAUUUCAGCCUGCACAAGCUGAUUCACAAACAACUAUUACUUUGCCCCUCAACGAAGGCGAUGUCAUCCUUAUCCACUCCAUCCAUACCAACGGAUGGGCCGACGGCACUCUACUCAUUUCAGGAUCGAGGGGAUGGCUUCCUACGAAUUACUGCGAGGCGUAUGACCCCGAACCCAUGCGCAACUUACUCUCUGGACUUCUUAAUUUCUGGGACUUAUUACGGACUGAUGCAUUCAAAGAAAACAAGCUCUUUCAUAAUCAGGAAUUUAUCCGUGGUAUUAUUGCCGGCGUCAGAUACCUUCUAGAAAAAACAGAUUGUCUAACUCGUGAGAAUGAACUGAUCAAAAACAACGAGAUAUUACGGCGAAACCGUAAAUCUUUACUUUCCGACCUAUCCGGCCUAGUAAAGAAGUCCAAAAACUUACAAGAAUGUGUUGCAUUAAGCAGCUUAAACUCCCUUCAAAGGCAUGAUCUCAACCAUACUAUCGAUGAGAUGGUCGUGAGGGCAUUUAAAAUUACCGUACGCGGUGUCAGAUUUCUCGAUAUAUGGACAAGCUGUCUCAGGGCCCCUUCAUGUAAUGCCCAAGCACUAAACACGAAUGCGCCACAAAUAACCGACGAGACACCAUCGGCCCCAACGCCACCUCACGAAGCGGUGACAACGAAAGCCUCCAUAUUAAACGCCACGGAUGACUCACAUCCUAUGCUUACCGCGGCGAGUACAUACUCAAUCAGUUCAUCGACAGAAAGAAGACACACAGAUUCACCCUUACCACAACUUGUAAAAGGUUACUCAUUUCCCGUUCCUUGUGGUCCUGCUUCUAUUGCUCGGCCCACUUCUACACAAUCAAAAAGGCAAUCUAUAUCUCAUAGGAUAUCUGCCUCCCUGCCAGUGGAUCAACGCCAAAACUUAGUAUCUGAGAAGCUCAAUUGUAGUCAUGAUACAUUGCUCUCGUUUCUUGGCGCUUUUAUUGGUAGACUCCACCUACAGUCACAGUCACCGUCAGACUUGAUCUCAGCUAUUCAACAGUUUGUAUCAGCUGGAAGACAGCUUCUAAUAGUUGUGAGUGCCGUUUGUGAUCAUCACAGUCAGAGUGCACAGUUCUUGAAAGCUACUAAGCAUGCUAUGGAAGAGAGAAUCCAGCAACUUGUCACGGCAGCACAAGAUAUUAUCAAAUCAUCUGGUGGAGACGAUGAAGCAGUAGUUAUGCCCCCCCAAAAAGCUAGUCUGUUAACCGCAUCCACUGGUUGCGUGAAAGCUGCCGGAGAGUGUGUCGCUAAGACCAAGUUCUUCAUUGAGAGGAUUGGGGACUUUGAGUUCGAGUCCGGAAGCAGUGGCUUAGGUAUUCAGAUGAACUGCAGUCAAGAGCCAAAACCAAGACUUCAGUAUGACUUACGAUCGGACUUAUCGAACCGCGAACCUUCCAAUCCACCACCACCUCCUCCAUUCACCAUACCAAACUACGAAAAGCCUCUCCCCGAUGUACCCAUGUCCUCAUACUCUUUGCUUGAGGACGACGUGUAUCAGUUCACGCCUAUUAGUCCACUAACAACAUUUUCACCAAGCUCAUUUGGGUUCCCAGACCCAGCAAAAAGAGCUUUACUUCCUCCAAUACCCAUGAUGUCAAGCCCAUUGAUGUCCCAAGAAGAAUACAGCUCUCCUUUCAACCAACCAACUCGAGAGUUAGAAUGUCGAACUUCAUUUCGAGCGAGUAGUAUAGCUACAUCACACGACGGGACAAACAGUACUUAUCUCAAUAGCAUGAGAAAUUCAGAGCUCAGUAUUAUCUCCCAAACGUCAACACGCGCCACAACACCCGACAUUAACCUUAGCGCAUCCCAGGUUAGAAUCUCCACAUCAGACUUGAGUGUUAUAGACAGUCCAACAACAGCAACAGAUGACGUAGAGGAGGUAGAGUCAAACAUGCUUGAAAAGACAUUUGCGCACGAGCUACUCCUAAACAAGGAUGGAGGUAUAGCAGGUGGAACUCUUCCAGCACUUGUAGAAAGACUAACCACUCACGACUCAACACCUGAUUCUGUAUUCGUGUCGACCUUUUAUCUUACCUUCCGGCUAUUUGUUAACCCAGAAGAUUUUGCUAGAGCUCUUAUUGAACGGUAUGAUUAUGUAUCUGAAAGCCCUAAGACUUCUGGACCAGUAAGGCUUCGCGUAUACAAUGUCUUCAAAGGAUGGUUAGAAUCACACUGGCAGCCAAAUGUGGACGUUCCAGCGAUUGAAAUAAUCGAGACUUUUGCAUCUGAAAAGCUAGUCAAAACCCUUCCAGGGGCUAGUCGUCGACUACACGAACUUAUAGCAAUUGUCUCUUCAUCAAAGCACACGUCUAUUUCUGGAAAGUUAACAAACAAUGGAAAGUCCUCAUCCUACGCCGCACUAGCAAUACAAGAUAACCCAAUUCCUAACUCAAUACUAAGCAAGAAUUCGCUCACCAUGUUACGAAAUUGGAAGAUGGGUGGAAGUAGCCCUAGCAUCGUCGACUUUGACCCACUUGAAAUCGCCAGGCAGUUGACAAUUAAAGGUAUCAGGAUUUUCUGCUCAAUACUCCCCGAAGAACUCCUGGGAUCGGAGUGGACUAAGCGUUCUGGGUCAAAUGCUACAAACGUCAGGGCAAUGGCAACAUUGUCUACAGACCUAUCGAAUCUUGUUACAGAUACUGUCCUUCAACACGAUGAUGCAAAGAAACGUGCUAGUAUCAUCAAACACUGGAUUAAAAUUGCUCACAAAUGCUUGGAGCUACGUAAUUACGACACUCUAAUGGCCAUAAUAUGCUCCAUGAAUUGCUCGACCAUUACACGACUCAAGAGAACCUGGGAUGCCGUCUCUCAGCGGCGUAAAGAUUUACUCCACAGAAACGGUGAUUGCGAUGGGCUCACUGUGAUUAACUUUGACAAACACACCCGCACGGCAAAAAUAAUCAACGAUCUCCAGCGUUUCCAGAUCCCCUAUUCCCUAACAGAGAUUCCAGAGCUCCAGGACUGGAUUCAUUCGCAGAUUCGUCGGGUAAAGCACUCAUCUGAGAAUGAACAUGUCCAGCAGCUAUAUAGAAAGAGCCUUUUAUUGGAACCUCGUGAGACACAAAACAUGUGUCGCAAUCACAGCGAUGUUUCUUUUCCUCUUCUACCAAAGGAGAAAUUUGACCUCUUCAGUUGGGCUUACAAGGACCGAAGUAACUCUAUCACUCCUUCGACACAUUUAUAA
Messenger RNA from Blumeria graminis f. sp. triticale, 3468 nucleotides. The record is from the annotation of a GenBank genome assembly. NCBI's taxonomy places the organism in Eukaryota, Fungi, Ascomycota, Leotiomycetes, Helotiales, Erysiphaceae.